Molecule: messenger RNA, 3666 nt
Organism: Esox lucius (northern pike)
Lineage: Eukaryota; Metazoa; Chordata; Actinopteri; Esociformes; Esocidae
Gene: cab39l1
Product: calcium binding protein 39, like 1
Exons: 8
Coding region: 280-1311 (343 amino acids)
Biological process (GO): intracellular signal transduction
Molecular function (GO): protein serine/threonine kinase activator activity
Source: RefSeq, a predicted model, not a curated record
ACACAUUACAUACCCGCCCCUCUUCCCCAGACCGAGGAGAUAGGGGAAAUGAAGUUGUCUGACAACAAUUAGCUAGCCAGUACAAAUACUUUUUAGGUCACGAGAACAUUUUCCACGAUAGACAUGAAGUUAAUAAAUAUGUAUUGUAUAUAGGUUUACUUUCAACAAAGCUUUAAGUUCCCAUUGGAUAUUUUAACAAUUUUGGAAGUCGCUUUCUAAGCUUGGGAAAGCAGUGCCUUACUUCCACUCUACAACCUAACUACUCAUCACCUUCUCAUCAUGCCUUUCCCCUUUGGGAAAUCUCAGAAGAGCCCUGCCGAGAUUGUGAAGAGUUUGAAGGAGAACGUGGCAUACUUGGAAAAACUGGAUGCCACAGAAAGCAAGAAAUGUGAAAAGGUUGCAGAGGAGGUGUCUAAGAACUUGUCCUCUCUGAAGGAGGUACUGUGUGGGACAGGUGACAAGGAGCCCCAAACGGAGGCUGUGGCCCAACUGGCCCAGGAGCUGUACAACACCAACCUCCUCAUUGCUCUCAUCGCUAACCUGCAGCGGAUUGAUUUUGAGGGAAAGAAGGAUGUGGUCCAGUUGUUCAGCAACAUUGUGCGGCGUCAGAUUGGCACCCGUACGCCCACGGUUGAGUAUAUCUCCUCACACCCACAGAUCCUCUUCAUGCUGCUGAAAGGGUAUGAGAGUGCAGAGGUGGCUCUGAACUGUGGGAUGAUGCUACGGGAGUGCCUGCGUCAUGAGCCCCUGGCGCGCAGCGUUCUCUUCUCAGAGGACUUCUACUGCUUUUUCCGCUAUGUUGAACUCUCCACCUUCGACAUUGCCUCAGAUGCUUUUGCAUCCUUCAAGGACCUUCUCACGAGACACAAGAUUAUGUGCGCAGAUUUUCUUGAGACCAAUUAUGACCGGGUGUUUACAGAAUAUGAGAAGCUCCUGCAUUCCGAAAAUUAUGUCACCAAACGUCAGUCUUUAAAGCUUCUGGGAGAGCUUCUUCUGGACAGACAUAACUUCACUGUGAUGACCAAGUACAUCAGUCGGGCUGAGAACCUGAAGCUGAUGAUGAACAUGCUGAGAGACAACAGUCGCAACAUCCAGUUUGAAGCCUUCCAUGUCUUCAAGGUGUUUGUGGCCAACCCCAACAAAACCCAGCCUGUGCUGGACAUCCUGCUGAAGAACCAAGCCAAACUGGUGGACUUCCUGAGCCAUUUCCAGACGGACCGCUCAGAGGAUGAGCAGUUCUGCGAUGAGAAGAACUACCUGAUCAAGCAGAUCCGCGACUUAAAGAGGCCCACACCACCGGAGGAGGCAUGAGGGGACAGGCAGGGUGAUGCCAGUCCAAAGUGCUGGUGGUGGUGGUGGUGGUGAUGGUGGUUGUGGUGGUGGUUGGUGCCUUACCGCAUUCAGAGCAAGAGAAAGUGGGCCUGCUAGAGAGCGAAUGAUGGAGUGAGUGAGAUUGGCAUGCCUGACUAGAAUCCAUUACUCUUCCCUUCUCUUAACUUCAAACAUAGGAAAAAUAUAUUGUACAAACUCCAUUCUCAUCCCUUUUAGGUUUUCUAAUGCUAAUGUGGAGGUGAUUUGAGAUGCAUAAAACAAGAGUGACACAAGAACUGUUAAACUAUUGCUAUUUCAGCUAAUAGCUGUGAAAUGAAUGCACUUAGAUGUUAUAUUGGACCUUAAACAUGCCAUUAUCCUAUUUAAUUAGCACAUCUAAGUAAUUAUCUAGGUAAUCAGGAUAAGUGGUCAACAUAAAAUGGAAUACUGUCUCCUUGACACAGGCACAACCGGAACUUUAAAAUCCAUAUGAAUGCUUUUUAUGACAGACAUCCAAUAUGAUAUGGUAUUUUAUUAGAUUAUUUUGCAGGGGAUACUCUGUAAUAGUUAACAUUUCUUUUGUAACUGUCUUGUUUCUGACACCUCAUUUAACUAAUUCCAUAAUGGUUCAUUGCUUUAUUUAAGGACUUGUGUUGAACUGGGACUUUUAAUAUAUAGAAUAUCUUAUGAAAUAUGACAUUAUUAGUAGUAUGCUUAGCUUGGGAUUGGACUUUUGGGUCAGAGUAUGUGUAAUAUUUACUUUAUAACACCACCAUUAUCGUCAUUCUAGCUCCUAACCGUAUUCAAUGUUACCAUAGAAGGCUCAAAGAGAUGACUACACAGCAACUGUUGGCCUUUCAGGAUCUAUCAGAGAUCCCAUAUGAAAACAUAAAUCAAUGAUAUGUGGGGUUUUAAUGGGGGCCAGGCUAGUGGAUAAAAAUAGUCUAAGCACCAGAUAACGCUGCAGGGUGACCACAAGCAGCCAUCCAUUCUUUACUCUGAUUGAUCUUAAUUGUAGUGCUCUUUCAUUUUUUUUUUUUAUCCACCGGAUGCUCUGUUAUCAAGUGCAGUUAGGAACUGGUGUUAGGUAGGAAGGUGUUUUGUUGUUUUGUUGAAAUGGAUCACUUAAUAUUGCUCUGCAACCAACUGAUAAGAUGUAGCCUCCAACAAUAUUACUAACACAUAGUAUCUAUGGGAAAAGAGUAAUCCAACAUUAAAGUAACACUGUAAUGUUUCAGAGCAGCAGGAUAUGCCCGGGUUCUGAUACUCCUAAAAUGCUAGUAAACAUGGGAUUUCAUGAGCUGCAUGCUGGGCUUCAGGUCUCACUCUCACGCAGCCAGAUGACUGGUAGUUAGAAACCAGAGCAGAGGCCUUAAAAUACAUUCAGUUAUUCACAUAACGACCUGCACUGUCAACCUUCAGUAAGCCAGAUGGGACGGUGUAUGUAUCCAUUGGUACCAGACCACAUUCCCUCAAUUGGGAUUCUAUUCAUGGUUAGGACUUAUCAAUACCUCAGUCGAUGAUUAAAUUGUCUAUCAUCGAGAUGAACAACAAAAUGGGAUUUUCAUAAAUACUGCAUUUGCCUUACCUGUUGUCACUUAAAUUUGCAUAAUAACAGAUAACAAAAAAUAUGGUGUCUGUUAGCAUGAUUUCCUAGUACAUACCUCAUUGGGUCUUGAGUUCAUAAGUGCUCUGUUCUAUUUUCCUUGACAAUAUUUUAUUUGAUCUUUUUGAUAAAGUUCAUUUGUUUGUAUUAUGCAUGCUAAAUAAAAUCAAUGUUUUUGUUUUAACUUAGACAGGGAGUGGGACCUGGUUUUCUCUUGGAGGAAAACCAGACUUUUCAACUAAACGUGUUUGAUGGGUGCCUCAUGUCAAUUCAUAAUGAAUUACAGGAAUUGCCCCACAAAAGUAUGAAUGUUGUCUACUACUCCAAUUGUAAUUUGAUUGUGAAGACCAUGUAUGUGGAGAUGUAGACCUCUGCUUUCUUAACCAAAAGUAAUAGGAGGGGAGAAGAAUGCAUUUCAACUCCCAAACAUGACACUGACUUCAGAGGCCCAUAUUAAAUUAAAAUUGUAUAAUUAAUAACAAUUGAUCUGAAUUCAAAUUUCAUGAAUACAUAAACCUUAACUGGAAAAGAUCUAGAGUAGUCUGUAUUCCAGGAUUUAAUACCGAAAGUGCAAUUCAGUCUAGUAGUCCUGUAGGCUUAUCCUGGUUCAUUGUAAUCACCCAACAGAUUAGUAUUUGUUGGAAUUCCAGAUUACCUGUUUGUGGUACACCAAGCAUUAAUCAGUGUUUUAUCAAAAUGAUAAACUGUCAUUGCUUAAAGGAAAUUAAACAAAACAUUUCACAUUUUCA